CUCCAACCUCAUGAGCCUCACCUCGGUGAGCCACCAGUGAGCUUGCUCACAGCGCUCGAAUUCAAUUAGAUACCACCCAGUAUCUGAACCACCAUGGGCGUUACUGGCCUUUGGACAGUGUUGCAGCCUUGUGCCCGGCCUGUUAAACUAGAGACACUCAACAAGAAACGGCUGGCCGUCGACGCGUCAAUUUGGAUUUACCAAUUCCUGAAAGCAGUUCGCGAUAAGGAAGGUAAUGCGCUCCGCAACUCACAUAUUGUCGGCUUCUUUCGACGGAUAUGCAAGCUUUUAUACUUUGGAAUCAAGCCAGUAUUCAUCUUCGAUGGCGGCGCACCGGUUCUGAAACGGCAGACGAUCGCGGCGCGGAAAAAAAGAAGAGAGGGCAGACGGGAAGAUGCGACAAGGACUGCGGGCAAGUUACUUGCUAUUCAGAUGCAGCGGACUGCAGAGGAAGAAGCAGACGCGCGCCGACGGAAUAAAAAACCUCCCCGAAAUGAAGAGGAGGUGGUGCCUGACGCCCCCGUCUACGCAGACGAGGCUCUCAUGAACGAGCAGGAAAGACAAAAAAAUCGAAAGUUCAAGAAAAAAGAUCAAUACCACCUGCCAAACCUGAAUGUCUCGCUUGAAGAAAUGGGUGCCCCGAACGACCCUCGAAUCAUGUCACAGGAAGAGUUGGAAGAGUAUGCACGACAAUUCCACCAGGGCCAAGAUAUCAACCUCUACGACUUUUCUAAAAUAGACUUUGACAGUCCCUUCUUCCUCAGUCUCCCGGCCACAGAUCGAUACAAUAUUCUAAAUGCGGCCCGGCUCAGGAGUCGAUUGAGGAUGGGAUAUUCCAAAGAACAACUUGAUACCAUGUUUCCAGACCGCAUGGCCUUUUCAAGAUUUCAGAUUGAACGAGUUACUGAACGAAAUGAUUUAACGCAACGACUAAUGAAUAUCAACGGCAUGAACGGAGAGGAGGCAUUCUACAAGUCUGGACAACGGAUUGCCGGCGAGCGUGGUCGAGAGUAUGUCCUGGUCAAAGAUAGCCAAAAUGAGGGUGGCUGGGUUUUGGGCGUUGUGGGGAACAAACAAGCAGGACAUGAAGACAAGCCAAUUGAUGUAGACCAAUAUGGCCUGCCGGACCCGGUCUCAGAGUCCGACGAGGUGUCGGACGAUGACGAAUUCGAAGAUGUGCCUAUCGAAGGGAUCAACAGACUACCAAAACUGCCCGCCCUUCAAGAAGGAGUGUUCGAUAACUCGCUGCAGCAAGUUCAGGAAGAUCUAGACUUGCAAAGAGCAUUGUUUGAGUCACGCAGAAACCUACCCACUGCCUCUACACAGAAUGCCGAUGAGAAUGCGCUCUUUGUUCAAGGAGACGAGAACGCUUUUUUACCGCCACAGCAUCAAAAUUCUGACAUUUUUGAAGACGAAGAAGAACAAGACGAGCUCGCGAGAGCCCUCGCACUCUCAAUGCAGCCCGAUGACGAUGCAGACGAAGACAUGCCUGAUAUUACUAUUAAUCGGCCUUUGCAGACCGUAGCUGCUCCUGAGCCUUUGCAAGAACCGGCAUCUGACGAAAGUGACGACGAGAUGGACUUUUCGGCUGCAGUUGCCCAGACAAAGGUCUCCGAGAAGAAAUCUCUCAUUGAGAAUCCUUUCUCUGGGCCGCUUCCUUUUGAGUCUAUCACCCUCGAUAGAGCCACCCAGAAGCCCGAAGGGACUCCUGAGCUGGACGAAGAUGCCGGAGGUUUCAUUAAGGAGUCUACAAGUAAAAAGAAGAAGACCGAACCGCUUCCCCCGUGGUUCUUCGGAGAGAAGUUGAGUGAGGACUUUAUCACGGAGCCAACCUUCGAGAACAACGGCAAGGAUCAGGGUGACGCUCAGCAAGACCACUUAUUCCUCUCAAAUCGACGAUCGCCGGAUAUUAUUGAGGUUGAUGGCACGCCAGAGACUAAAGAAGUGAUCGAUCUAGAGGCGGAGUCGGAGCAAAAGAGCCCCGAGGUCCCUCUGUCAAUUGAAGCCGUCUCAUCGGUAGAAACAGAGCCAAUAAAGGCGGCAUCUCCCCUUCAACCAUCUGUGACUGCAGAGUCUGCCGGGGGUGAAACUGUUCAUGAUUCGCUCGAGGUCAAAGCUCCAGCGGAAGAACCUCAUGUAGUGACACUCGAAGACUUGAAAGAGGCUAGUGCACCAGAUCGGUCUUCCCAGGAAGAGGCGUCUCCCGAGCCCGAGUUUGAAGAUGUCGUGCCUCCAUCUCCCGCUCCUGUCUCAGCGCCGGGCCCACCUCCCGAGAUUACUGUCAUCACCGACCGCCAUCCCGAACCGCAAGCUCCGCUUGCGCCUUCCGAACUGCUUGUUCAAGAUGACGGUGAAUUUAGUGAUCCCGAGGAUGAAGAUCUCAUGCGGCAACUAGCCGCCGAAGGGGAGGAGCACGUUCGUUUUGCACAAACUCUCAACUCGGAGGUCCUGCUUAAUCAGGCGGACUAUGAGAACGAACUCAAGCAGCUACGAAACCAGCAGCGGAAAGAUCGACGAGAUGCAGACGAAGUGACUCAAAUCAUGAUUAACGAAUGCCAGCAGCUUCUACAAUUAUUUGGGCUGCCAUAUAUCACCGCGCCCAUGGAGGCUGAGGCACAAUGUGCCGAGCUCGUCGCCUUAGGACUCGUGGAUGGGAUUGUUACCGACGAUAGUGAUACAUUCCUCUUUGGCGGCACCCGCGUCUACAAGAACAUGUUCAAUCAGAGCAAAUUCGUGGAGUGCUAUCUAUCCUCCGACUUUGAGAAGGAGUAUGCGCUUCACAGGCGCAAGCUCAUCAGUUUUGCACAUCUUCUCGGCAGUGAUUAUACCGAAGGGAUUCCGGGCAUUGGCCCCGUCAAAGCCCUCGAGAUUAUCACCGAGUUCCCGAGCCUGGAAGAGUUUCGGGAGUGGUGGACGGAGCUCCAGACGGGCGUCAACAAGCCAGAUGAUGUCCACCUAGCUUUUCGGAAGAAAUUCCGUAAACAAGCCUCCAAGAUCUUCCUUCCACCGUCAUUCCCCAACACCAAUGUCGAUACCGCUUAUCUGGAGCCAGAAGUCGAUGCGGACCCGUCACCAUUUCAAUGGGGCGUCCCAGAUCUGAAUGGUCUUCGGCAUUUCCUCAUGACAACGAUCGGCUGGAGUCAAGAGCGCACCGAUGAAGUCCUGGUGCCGGUCAUUCGAGACAUGAACCGGCGGGCGCAGGAAGGCACACAGUCGAACAUUACACAUUUCAUGCAAGGCCCUCUAGGGGCGGGCGCGUUUGCGCCCCGCGUCCGCGGCAACGGUCCCAGCCGAAUGGAAAAGGCCUUUGGCCGACUGCGGCAGGAGGCGCGUGGUGGGCGACAGACGUCACAGGGUGAGGGGCGUGCAGCAGAAACGGCCACCAACGAUCUGGCCGAGGGCUCGAGCUCUGGCAAACGUGGGAAAGCCACCAAAGAAGGCGCCAGUAAGAAGCGAAAGACUCGGGUAGACUCGUCAGGUGCAUGAACAGGUGGAGAGGAUGAGUGGCAUGUCUGGCAUACCAUCCGGUCUUUUAAUUAGGUUAUUUUCACAGCGAAGUAUUGAAAUCUAUGCAUGCAUACGAAGUGCUGCGCGUUACCCUAAUGGAAUUGAUGGAUCAACAUGAACCAGACUGGCGGUGCCCGUCCUUAGUGUACCACGGGAGCUUUCUCGUGAUUAGAGUAGAAGCAUCUUUGCUUAGCUGAUUUGCAGGCGACCCCCCACCGAAUAAGCAGCGUUUCCAGCAUUCCUCCCCCACUGACGAUCAACCGCCAUGAUCCACGAUAUCCAGGAACUGCAUAUCUCAAUUGCCCUUUUGAUUGUCUCUACUCGCCUUCUUCUCGAUCCCACAUUGAUUCCAGUUUUCCAUGAAAGCCGAAAAGGAAAAGUCAUCAUCCCAG
This is a messenger RNA of Penicillium brasilianum, 3899 nucleotides long. NCBI's taxonomy places the organism in Eukaryota, Fungi, Ascomycota, Eurotiomycetes, Eurotiales, Aspergillaceae. The record is from the annotation of a GenBank genome assembly.